AUGCCACUUGCAAAGGAUCUCCUGAACCCGUCCCCGGAGGAUGAAAAGAGGAGGCACAAAAAGAAACGACUUGUGCAAUGUCCCAACUCUUACUUUAUGGAUGUCAAAUGUCCAGGUUGCUACAAAAUCACCACAGUGUUCAGCCACGCUCAGACAGUAGUGCUGUGUGUCGGCUGCUCCACAGUCCUCUGUCAGCCCACGGGAGGGAAGGCGCGGCUCACGGAAGGUUGUUCGUUCAGAAGGAAACAGCACUAA
Molecule: messenger RNA, 255 nt
Organism: Knipowitschia caucasica
Lineage: Eukaryota; Metazoa; Chordata; Actinopteri; Gobiiformes; Gobiidae
Source: the annotation of a GenBank genome assembly